AUGGGGCUCCUGCCGCCCUGCCCGCUCCGCCUCACGCCCCACGGUUCCCACAGCCCUCCCCGCUCCGCCUCACGGGGCUCCCACCGCCCUGCCCGCUCCGCCUCACGCCCCACAGCUUCCACAGCCCUGCCCGCCUCACGGGGCUCCCGCAGCCCUGCCCGCUCCGCCUCACGCCCCACGGUUCCCACAGCCCUCCCCGCUCCGCCUCAUGGGGCUCCCGCAGCCCUGCCCGCUCCGCCUCACGCCCCACGGUUCCCACAGCCCUCCCCGCUCCGCCUCACGGGGCUCCCACCGCCCUGCCCGCUCCGCCUCACGCCCCACAGCUUCCACAGCCCUGCCCGCCUCACGGGGCUCCCGCAGCCCUGCCCGCUCCGCCUCACGCCCCACGGUUCCCACAGCCCUCCCCGCUCCGCCUCAUGGGGCUCCCGCAGCCCUGCCCGCUCCGCCUCACGCCCCACGGUUCCCACAGCCCUCCCCGCUCCGCCUCACGGGGCUCCCGCCGUCCUGCCCGCCUCACGCCCCGCGGCUCUCGUCCCCUUGCCCGCUCCGCCUCACGCCCCGCGGCUCUCGUCCCCCUGCCCGCCCGCUCUCCAUCUCGCCCCGCGGCUCCCCGCGGUCCCACAGCCCUGCCCGGGCAGGUAG
Vidua chalybeata is the source of this 642-nucleotide messenger RNA. RefSeq lists its product as uncharacterized. Lineage: Eukaryota; Metazoa; Chordata; Aves; Passeriformes; Viduidae. The record is from RefSeq and is a predicted model, not a curated record. Bases 1 to 642 code for a protein of 213 amino acids. The transcript has a single exon.